Molecule: messenger RNA, 504 nt
Organism: Suillus bovinus
Lineage: Eukaryota; Fungi; Basidiomycota; Agaricomycetes; Boletales; Suillaceae
Exons: 3
Source: RefSeq, a predicted model, not a curated record
AUAGGCCCAUGGAACUUCUGUGCAGCAACAUCAGACAAUACCGGUAACAUGAAGAAGGCUCGGAGGCUACUUUCUGAGUGUUACCCACACAUCAUCAAUCUUCAAGAUGCGUGUCAUCUCCUUAAUUUGGCCAUGAAGGAUAUCUGCUUGUUACCUGAGUUUGAAGAUGUGAGUGGGCAUCAUUUUCGUCUUGUAAUGUCUUGUGAUCUUGGAAUCUCUUGUGGGCUGGAAGCCAUUUGUGACACUCGCUUUGGCACUAUUUACUGGGCAGCACUAUCAAUCCAACAUGGAUUACCGGCAUUUCAGGCUAUCGUUGAAGAUACUGAUCUUGGUAUUGACAUAGCAUCUCCUAAUGAUCUUUUCAUUCCAGGAGGUGCAAAAUUGAACUUCGAACUGGAGCUCUACAAGCUUCUUGCUAUUAUCAGGCCUUGGACAACAGGCACGAGAUGCCUAGAGGGUGCACACAUCACACCUGACCAAGUUUACUUUGUAUUUCUUGGCAUG